This is a messenger RNA of Lactuca virosa, 582 nucleotides long. The record is from the annotation of a GenBank genome assembly. NCBI's taxonomy places the organism in Eukaryota, Viridiplantae, Streptophyta, Magnoliopsida, Asterales, Asteraceae.
AUGAUGACGAGUAUCUCAGAACUCAAAGCUGAAGGUAUCGGAGGGCCCUUACAGGUUAGAAUUCUACGCAAAUGGAAGCACGAUGUCCGCCAAUAUGAAACCUGGUACCUGGCUGUUGACAGAUUUGGUGAUGCAAUUCAAAUUCUUGGACAGCGAACAAAUCAGAGCUACAUUGAAUCCAUUUUUAAUGUUUCAGAGUGUUAUGUCAUAUCUGAUUACAGCUGCCCAGCGUUAGACAAGUAUCAAAAGGUUCUUGAAAAUGACAUCUACAUAGAUGUCGGUCUGAAGUCUAUCAUACAACCAAUUCCAGACACAACAACAAUUCCAAAAAACUUGUUUCGCUUUGUUUCAAAGUCGCAUCUGAUAGAACUCGGAGAAACACCACCAUAUUAUCCAGACUUCAUUGGUGUUCUAUCAAAGAUAAGAGAUUGCACGAAAACAAAUAAGGAACCGUUUGUCUUACUUAUUCUCACAGAUGAAAGAUUCACAGGACCCUCAAGGCCAGUGUCGGCACCAUCUGGAACCCCCUCAACCUUACAUGACAUGAAACUGAAAACCCGAUCUGAUCUGCUGGUAAGAUGA